AUGGACUUUGGCUACUUUGGUAACCCUUCACCUGGUGUAAUGGUUGUUCAUUUGGUCAGAACUGGCUCUGAUCACGCCCCACUACUUAUUUCUACGAACAAUCAAUGGGAGCCUAAGAAAUAUUUCAGAUUCUUAAAUUUUUGGACUGAACAAGAGGACUUCUUAAAAGUCGUUGAACAAGCUUGGAACACUAUUGGGAAUAUUUUUGACAAAAUCAAGGAACUACAAAAUAGACUUGCAGAGCUUGAGAACAGAUGUUUGAAUGAUAACUCAGAGUGUAAUAGGAUAGAGUACAACAAUGUGAAUGCUCAGCUUAUCAGGCACAUUAAAAAUGAAGAAUCUUUUUGGAGGCAAAAAGCUGGAUUGAAGUGGUAUUCAGAGGGGGAUAAUAACACAAGGUUCUUUGGUUCUGUUAUCAAUUCCAGAAGGAAAAAGCUAAAGUUAACAAGAAUUAAAAAACAGGAUGGCACAUGGAUUGAAAAUAAGGAUGACAUAGUUACUGAAGCUGUUGCCUUUUUUGAACAACAAUUUGCACAAGAGACUACAUGUAGAGAUUUUUCUAUGCCCAGGAGGCUUCCCAGAGUGAUAGGUGAAGAUGACAACCUGACAUUGGAGGCCAUUCCAACUAUGAAUGAAGUGAAACAAGUGGUCUUCUCUAUGAGUAGUAGUAGUUCACCUGGUCCAGAUGGCUUAUCUGGGAAAUUUUUUCAUCAGUGCUGGGAUAUUAUUGCUAAGGAUCUUUAUGAUGUUAUACUGGAUUUCUCUUUUGAUAGUUGGUCUCUAACAACUGGUAUUCCAUUAAUUUCAAUGGAGUUAGGCAUGGAUUUUGCAAAUCCUCAAGAGGUCUCAAACAAGCCACUAUCUCCCUCACUAUUUGUUAUUGGAGUUGAGCUAUUAUCUAAUAUGAUGGAUAAAUUGAAGAAUGAGAAUUUCAUCCCCUUUUUCGUGGACCAUGGAAGUCCUUUGAUCACUCAUCUUACAUAUGCCGAUGACACUAUACUCUUUUCCUCUGGGGACCUCCUAUCCAUUUCCAUGAUAAUAAGGAAGCUAGAAAAUUGUGAGCAAGUCUCAGGCCAAAUGGUGAAUAAAAGGAAAUUUUCUUUUCUGGUAUCUCCAUUUACUCCUAUUUCUAUCAUAGAGGAUAUCAAAUGCAUUACUGGUUUUUCUCAUUCCCCUUUCCCUUUUACUUAUCUGGGUGCCCUUUUUACUAUGGAAGAUUUGUUUUUUGUUAUUUUGGAAAUAUGGUGGCCAAAAUAG
Molecule: messenger RNA, 1257 nt
Organism: Nicotiana tabacum (common tobacco)
Lineage: Eukaryota; Viridiplantae; Streptophyta; Magnoliopsida; Solanales; Solanaceae
Source: RefSeq, a predicted model, not a curated record